AUGCUUGGGUGGAUCAUAAACUGGACAAACAUCAUAUGGGGUUCUACUCUUGCUUUGGCUAUUUUUGGGGCAAAGAAAUACUCCAUAAUGACAGAGAAAGAGCACACACAACUUCAGGAACAGCUGAAUAAGAUUAGGAAUUAUGCUCCUCUUAGUACUACUAUUCUUUGUGUAUGGUUGGGACUUAGAUGUCUGUAUGCUAUGGGAUUUUUACUUGUUUUGGAAUUUCUUCUGGUGAUUGGUGCAGUAUGCUAUGUUCGUAGGAGGGAGUACUUGCGAGAAACCAUUCAAAUUAAUCAAGUACAUGAAAUGUUACAAGAUACAGAAAAUCUUAAAGCUAUUCUUGGAAAAGAACUUCCAGAGUGGUUAAAAAAUCCAGGGGCGAAUCGUGUACAAUGGAUAAAUAACAUGAUAAGAGGAAUGUGGGGUUCUAUUGCUUUAGCGGCAGAAGAAUCUGUUCGUCAAUUUGUUGAACCACUGUUAGCUGCUAAUAAACCUUCAUUUGUUUAUGAAUUUGUACUUAAACAAUGUUCAAUUGGUUCUCGUCCAAUGAUUAUAGAUGGAAUUCAGCAUCAAUAUUAUACUGAAACAGAAUCUUUACUUGAUAUUACUGUUUCAUGGGAUAGUGAUAUGGAGAUUCAUCUACACCUUAAAGUACCUGGACCUGAUAUGCAUGUAUAUAUACGAAGAUUUGAACUCAAUAUGAAAAUACGUGUUAUAUUAACUCCAAAUGUUCCAAAAUGGCCAUGUUUUGGAACACUUGUUAUUUCAAUUAUGGAUAUUUGGGUUUUAAACUUUGAUAUUACUGCAGCAGGGGUAUCAUUAGAUGCAGUACCAGGAUUAAAAGGUUUUCUGGAUGGUUUUAUACGUGAUACACUUAUAGGAAUGCUACGGUAUCCGAAAAAGAUUGUUGUCCCUAUUGUACAAGGAUAUACCUUACAAACUACUCGUGUAGAUGCGGCUCUUGGAACUCUUCGAAUUCAUUUACUUCGUGUGGAUGAUUGGCAUUAUCGGUAUGCCUCAACCAAGGAAAAUACACCAUUUUAUGUAAAACUUCAACUUCAUAGUGAAAAAAGGAAAAAACGUCUAAGAAGCACAUCUUAUAAAGGGUUAAAUUCUGCACUUUCAGAUGUAUUUAAUUUUGUUCUCUAUGAUAUGGGAGAUGUUUUACAUGUUUGGUUGUACUUUGAUGUACUUGGGAAUGAUACCUGCGUUGGAGAGUGUGAAAUCCCUGUUCAGAUAUUGGUGGAUAGCAAACUACCAGAACAUCCCUGUUUCUUAACAAAACCAUCUGCAACAGAAAGUACUGCACGUGCAAAACUAAUUAUUACUCCUGAAUUCUUAUCAUAUACUGACCGUAGUAGAAAUGGAUCUACUGCUGCACCGAGUUGCGUUCCCACACGCAAGGUAUCAAGUGUCUUUUUAAAAGAAAGAAGUUCAGGUGAUGCUUUAAUUGACCCACCAAGCACACGAUCAAGUAAUAAUCAAAGUAUUUCAAUAAGUAAUACUGAAAGUGGUACACUUUUUGUGACAGUUGAACGAUGUACAGGUCUCAAGAACAUGGAACGUUUGGGUACAUCAGAUCCCUAUGUAGUGCUACGUAUACGAAAACAAACAAGACACUCACCAUAUGUAAGUUCUUGUCUUGAACCUGUAUUUAAUUUUGAAGCAGAAUUGGAAGUUUUUGAUACCAAAACAGAUCUUCUGAAAGUAGCCAUUGUAGACAAAAAUGACCUUAGCAAAGAUCGUGUGAUGGGAACUGUUAGUAUUCCAGUAAGUAAAGUUGCGACGAGUGCGACUGAUCAGAUAUCGGGUGCGUGGAACCUCGAUCCACAAGGUAAGGUAUACAUACGUAUGCACUUCCUUCGUCACUGA
This is a messenger RNA of Trypanosoma theileri, 1875 nucleotides long. Its product is annotated as calcium-dependent lipid binding protein. Lineage: Eukaryota; Euglenozoa; Kinetoplastea; Trypanosomatida; Trypanosomatidae. Gene Ontology annotation, cellular component: endoplasmic reticulum. The transcript has a single exon. Gene Ontology annotation, molecular function: lipid binding. The record is from RefSeq and is a predicted model, not a curated record. Bases 1 to 1875 code for a protein of 624 amino acids.